AUGGAUGAAACAGAAAGAGAAGCCUCUCGUUUGUGGAGAGUUUAUAAAACCGUGAAGGAAAUGGUGAGAGAUAGAGGAUAUAAUAUAUCAAGAGAAGAAAUUGAGAUUAGUUUAGAUGAGUUUAAGAGAAAUGUUUGUGAUAGUAUGGGAAAGCCUCAAAGGAAACAGAUGUGUUUUCAAGCUUUUCCAGCAGAUGAAGCAUUGUCCAAGUUUAAUGAUUUAGGAUCUUUGUGGGUUGAAUUUUCGGAAGAGCCAAAUGUGAGUGUUAAAGAGAUACGAGAGUUGUGUAGUCAUUUGGUGGAAAAAAAUUUUUCAACUGGGAUAUUUGUUUAUCAAAAUGGGAUUACGCCAUCAGCAUUGAAGUUUUUUCCCAAUGCUGCACCAGCAGUUAUUGAGAAAUUUAUGGAAAAGGAAUUGAUUGUUAAUAUUACCCAUCAUGAGUUGGUUCCAAAGCAUAUCAAGUUGUCGAACGAGGAAAAAAAGGAAUUGUUGGAGAGAUAUCGAUUGAAAGAGAAUCAAUUACCAAGAAUACAAAAGGAGGAUCCAGUUGCGCGUUAUUUGGGAUUGAAACGAGGGCAAGUGGUUAAGAUCAUCAGAAGAAGUGAAACAGCAGGACGAUAUGCCAGUUAUAGAAUAUGUUUUUGA
Ascoidea rubescens DSM 1968 is the source of this 645-nucleotide messenger RNA. RefSeq names its product DNA-directed RNA polymerase core subunit RPB5 (gene RPB5). The transcript has a single exon. Gene Ontology annotation, molecular function: DNA binding; DNA-directed RNA polymerase activity. NCBI's taxonomy places the organism in Eukaryota, Fungi, Ascomycota, Saccharomycetes, Ascoideales, Ascoideaceae. Gene Ontology annotation, biological process: DNA-templated transcription. Bases 1 to 645 code for a protein of 214 amino acids. Gene Ontology annotation, cellular component: RNA polymerase II, core complex; RNA polymerase III complex; RNA polymerase I complex. The record is from RefSeq and is a predicted model, not a curated record.